UACCAUGUGAAGUCAAAGUCUUGCCAUUUUCUACCUAUUCUUUAUAUCUUCUCUUUGGAAGAAGUGUGUGAAGUGAAGCUCAAAUGAGUUAAGAUUCAAGACACAGAAACAAGGAAGAAGAGUAACAACAACCAUGUCAGAAUCAAACGCAAUUGCAAAUGGUUUGGCUGGUGCAGGUGGUGGAAUUAUUGCUCAAAUCAUAACUUAUCCUCUUCAAACGGUAAACACGCGCCAGCAAACUGAGAGAACACUCAAAAGGAACAAGCAAAGUUUGCUUCCACAGUCCUCCAACUCGACCAAAGCUCCUGGCACUCUUCUUCAGAUCUUUCAGGUCAUUGGAAGUGAGGGUUGGGGUGGACUCUAUAGUGGCCUCAAGCCUUCUCUUCUUGGAACUGCUGCUUCUCAGGGCAUUUACUAUUAUUUCUAUCAAGUUUUCAAGAACAAGGCUGUGGCCAUUGCAGCUGCGCGGAAAGUGAAAGGGCAUGGAAAUGGUAUUGUUGGGAUGUUUGGUUGGCUUCUUGUGGCUGGACUAAAUUGA
This is a messenger RNA of Cajanus cajan (pigeon pea), 538 nucleotides long. The record is from RefSeq and is a predicted model, not a curated record. Lineage: Eukaryota; Viridiplantae; Streptophyta; Magnoliopsida; Fabales; Fabaceae.